GUUCUACCACAACAAUCGGCAGCGAGGGACUUCGCAGACAAGGCCAUUUUCAUUUAUUCAUUUCUCUCUCUCUCGCUCCCUUUCUUUGCAAAUUCUCUCAUUUUUCCUCCAUGGCUCUCCCCGAUUCUUCUCGUCAAUCCCUAAUCCCUACCUCCCUCUACUCCUCUUCCUCUGCCAAGACCCCCUCUCUCUCCAAGCUUCUCCACUCUAACUCCACCCUCCCUUCCUCUUCCCCUUCGCCGUCACUCAUGAGGAAGACCGGCGGCUUCGUGAUCCCUGCUCCCAGCGAGCCUGGCAAGAUCGCGAUGUAUUCUCCGGCUUUCUACGCUGCUUGUACUGCUGGAGGUAUUCUCAGCUGUGGACUUACUCACAUGGCCGUCACUCCUCUUGACCUUGUCAAGUGUAAUAUGCAGAUUGAUCCUGCAAAGUACAAAAGCAUCUCAUCUGGAUUUGGAGUUCUGCUCAAGGAGCAGGGUGUGAGAGGCUUCUUCAGGGGUUGGGUGCCCACCCUCCUUGGUUAUAGUGCUCAGGGUGCUUGCAAAUUUGGAUUCUAUGAGUUCUUUAAGAAAUAUUAUUCUGACAUUGCGGGGCCAGAGUAUGCAGCCAAGUACAAGACCUUGAUUUACCUUGCGGGUUCUGCUUCUGCUGAGGUGAUUGCUGAUAUAGCUCUUUGUCCCUUUGAGGCAGUAAAGGUUCGAGUUCAAACUCAGCCUGGUUUUGCUAGAGGCUUAGGAGAUGGACUUCCCAAAUUUGUCAAAUCUGAAGGAGCUUUAGGGUUGUACAAAGGUCUUGUUCCUCUUUGGGGUCGUCAGAUUCCAUAUACAAUGAUGAAGUUUGCAUCUUUUGAAACCAUAGUUGAGCUUAUCUACAAGCAUGCUAUCCCCACACCAAAGGACCAGUGCAGCAAAUCCCUACAGCUUGGCAUUAGUUUUGCUGGUGGAUAUGUAGCUGGUGUUUUCUGUGCAAUUGUAUCUCAUCCUGCUGAUAAUCUCGUCUCUUUCCUCAACAAUGCCAAAGGUGCAACUGUUGGUGAUGCUGUGAAGAAGUUAGGUUUAUGGGGUCUGUUUACCCGGGGGCUUCCUCUCCGUAUUGUCAUGAUUGGGACUCUUACUGGAGCCCAGUGGGGUAUCUAUGAUGCAUUCAAAGUUUUUGUUGGACUGCCAACCACUGGUGGUGCUGCUCCUGCUGCUGCCCCUGCUGUUGCUGCAGACCUUGCAAAGGUGUAGUUUUGCAAAUCAGCGGAUAUGUUUUGUGUUGUUCUGUGGAAUCUGGGAAAACAAUAGGGGUAAUAAACGUAGGACAGCUAGUGGAUAUCAUUCUUUUCACAUUCAGAAGUUUCAUCAAUUUUUGUCGGCUUGACUAAUUUUCGUUCCUGGAAGGAUGGUUUUGAUUUGAUCCUUCUAUCAUGAAAAUGUUUAUUAGUUAGAUCAUACAUGAAAUUUUAUUUUGAUGUUAGGAUCACAAUAUCCCCUGUCAAGACAACCAAAAAUAACGGGCAGAUAGGGGGAUAUAAUUUGUCCUGUCCACUUCUCUUGGAAUGAUUUUGAUUAUAUGAGAAUAUAUACAUGUUAUCCAUGCGAA
This is a messenger RNA of Manihot esculenta (cassava), 1581 nucleotides long. Its product is annotated as mitochondrial phosphate carrier protein 3, mitochondrial. Gene Ontology annotation, molecular function: phosphate transmembrane transporter activity. The record is from RefSeq and is a predicted model, not a curated record. Gene Ontology annotation, biological process: mitochondrial phosphate ion transmembrane transport. Gene Ontology annotation, cellular component: mitochondrial inner membrane. The transcript has 6 exons. NCBI's taxonomy places the organism in Eukaryota, Viridiplantae, Streptophyta, Magnoliopsida, Malpighiales, Euphorbiaceae. The coding region runs from base 111 to 1226 and encodes 371 amino acids.